AUGGAAACAGCAGUGAUUGGCAUGGUGGUGGUGCUGUUUGUGGUCACCGUAGCCAUCACCUGCCUCCUCUGCUGCUUCAGCUGUGACUCGAGGACCCAGGAUCCUCAGGGGGGCCCUGGCCGCAGCUUCACAGUGGCCACGUUUCACCAGGAGGCUUCUCUCUUCACGGGGCCGGGUCAUCAUGCCCAGCCGCCGGUGGCGGGUGCCCGGGACUUCUGGACCUUCAUGUGAGGCCUCACAGUCCCCAGGAUUUGUUCUGCUGGUGGGUCAGACCCACUCACCCCCCAGUAAGCCUUCCCUGGUGUCCCACUCCUCCAAGGCUGUAUUGGGCGAACUCCCCGUCCCAGCCCAGCCCAGAUUGCUGUGCCCGCCAGCCUGGGAGAUCCGCAGGGCUGGGACCAUGUGGAAUUCAGCUCCGAGCCCUGAGAGUUCAGCUGGACCCUACCCACAGGCUGGGGCCUAGGAGAGGCCUGAAGAGUGAGUGACUGACUGGGUAAAGUCGGAUGGAACUGAGGCCAGCUCUUCUGAUUUACCGGGGACUGCAAUAUCACUGGAGCUGACUGGGCACAGAGCGCUAGUUCGCUCAGGUUACCCCAGCGUGCCCGUACAACUGGUUCUAUUGCCACCAGAAGAAACAGUGCCCCCAAGUGGACAUUUUUACAUUUUUAUCUGCCCCUUUGAUCGAGUCGUUCUGUUCCUUGCAAGGGCACAUUGCACAGAAUCCAACCCUGAGACCUGUCCCCUGUCGGUUGCCUGAAAUCAGACCUGCAAUUCUGCAACCAAAGGGCUGCUUCCUUGGGAACAAGUGAUUUAUUU
Callorhinus ursinus (northern fur seal) is the source of this 816-nucleotide messenger RNA. It is a transcript of the gene SPAAR, whose product is annotated as small regulatory polypeptide of amino acid response. The record is from RefSeq and is a predicted model, not a curated record. NCBI's taxonomy places the organism in Eukaryota, Metazoa, Chordata, Mammalia, Carnivora, Otariidae.